Molecule: messenger RNA, 462 nt
Organism: Nicotiana tabacum (common tobacco)
Lineage: Eukaryota; Viridiplantae; Streptophyta; Magnoliopsida; Solanales; Solanaceae
Source: RefSeq, a predicted model, not a curated record
AUGCGUUCCAGACGUAGAUGGGCUCAGAGAGCAGAUUAUGUUAGAAGCCCACAAUUCCAGAAGGGAUUGGGCACAAGGGUGAACCUUAGCACCACUUUUCAUCCUCAGACAGAUGGCCAGGAGGAACGCACCAUUCAGACUCUUGAGGAUAUGUUGAGGGCGUGUGUUAUUGAUUUUAAAGAAUUGCCACAAGAAUUAGCUGUUGUACACCCAGUGUUUCAUGUGUCCAUGUUGAAGAAAUUCAUGGGAGACCCGUCACUUGUGGUUCCAACAGAGAUUAUAGGGGUUAAAGACAGCCUGUCUUAUGAAGAAAUUCCAGUGUCUAUUCUUGAUUUUCAAAUACGCAAGCUCAAAACUAAGGAAAUUGCUUCAGUAAAAGUGCUUUGGAGAAAUAGAAAGGUUGAAGAGGCUACAUGGGAAGCCGAGGAGGACAUAAAGUCCAUAUAUCCCCAUCUCUUUUAA